Messenger RNA from Clavispora lusitaniae ATCC 42720, 1770 nucleotides. RefSeq names its product bifunctional phosphoribosylaminoimidazolecarboxamide formyltransferase/IMP cyclohydrolase (gene ADE17). Gene Ontology annotation, biological process: 'de novo' IMP biosynthetic process. Gene Ontology annotation, molecular function: IMP cyclohydrolase activity; phosphoribosylaminoimidazolecarboxamide formyltransferase activity. Lineage: Eukaryota; Fungi; Ascomycota; Pichiomycetes; Serinales; Metschnikowiaceae. The record is from RefSeq and is a predicted model, not a curated record. Gene Ontology annotation, cellular component: cytosol.
AUGGGUUACAAAAAAACUGCUAUCUUAUCCGUUUACGAUAAAACCGGAUUGUUGGAUUUGGCCAAAGGUUUAGCCGCUGCUGAUGUCAGAAUCUUAGCAUCUGGAGGUACCGCCAAGUUGGUUCGUGAAGCUGGCUUCCCUGUCCAAGAUGUUUCCUCUAUUACACAUGCUCCUGAAAUGUUGGGCGGCAGAGUUAAAACAUUGCACCCUGCUAUUCAUGGUGGUAUUUUGGCUAGAAAUCUCGAAAGCGACGAGGCUGACUUGGCUGCUCAAGGCAUUGAGAAGGUGGAUUUUGUUGUUUGCAACUUGUACCCUUUCAAGGAAACUGUCUCCAAGGUUGCUGUCACUAUUGAUGAAGCCGUCGAAGAAAUUGACAUUGGUGGUGUCACCUUGUUGAGAGCUGCUGCCAAGAACCACGCUAGAGUCACAAUCUUGUCCGACCCUCAAGACUACGCUCAUUUCUUGGAAGAGUUAAAGAGAGGUGAGAUUUCCAAGGAAACCAGAAACAGAUUGGCAUUGAAGGCUUUUGAACACACUGCUGACUACGAUGUUGCCAUUUCAGACUUUUUCAGAAAGCAAUACUCGGAGAAUGUGUCUCAAUUGCCAUUGAGAUACGGUGCUAACCCUCACCAAAAGCCAGCUCAAGCUUUUGUUUCUCAAGGUGUCUUGCCCUUUGAAGUCUUGUCAGGAUCUCCUGGUUACAUCAACUUAUUGGAUGCUUUGAACUCUUGGCCUUUGGUCAAGGAAUUGUCGGCUUCCUUGAACUUGCCAGCAGCUGCAUCUUUCAAGCACGUUUCUCCAGCUGGUGCUGCUGUUGGUUUGCCAUUGUCGGACGUUGAGAAGAAGAUCUACUUCGUCGAAGAUAUUGAGAACUUAUCUCCAUUGGCCAACGCUUAUGCCAGAGCGAGAGGUGCUGACAGAAUGUCUUCUUUCGGUGACUGGAUCGCUUUGUCCAACAUUGUUGAUGUUCCAACUGCACAGAUCAUUUCCAAGGAAGUCUCUGAUGGUGUCAUUGCUCCAGGUUACUCUGCCGAAGCGUUGGAGAUCUUGAAGAAGAAAAAGAAUGGAAAGUACUGCAUUUUGAAAAUUGACCCUAACUUCACGCCCGACGCCAUUGAGUCGAGACAAGUGUAUGGUAUCACCUUGCAACAAAAGAGAAACGAUGCUAUCAUCAAGGGUUCGUCUUUCAAGGAAAUUGUUUCCAAGAACAAAGACUUGACCGAACAAGGUGUCAUUGACUUGACCGUGGCCACCAUUGCUUUGAAGUACACACAAUCUAACUCGGUGUGCUACGCCAAGAAUGGUAUGGUCAUUGGUUUGGGCGCCGGCCAGCAAUCCAGAAUCCACUGUACCAGAUUGGCCGGUGACAAGGCUGACAACUGGUGGUUUAGACAACACCCAAGAGUCUUAGGUUUCAAGUGGGCCAAGGGUGUUAAGAGACCAGAGAAGUCCAACGCCAUUGACUUGUAUGUUUCUAACCAAAUACCUACCACCGAGCCAGAAAAGAGUGAGUACUUGAGCAAAUUUGCUGAGGUGCCUGAACCUUUGACCGCUGAAGAAAGAGCUGAGUGGUUGUCCAAGUUGAACAACGUUGCUUUGUCUUCUGACGCUUUCUUCCCAUUCCCAGACAAUGUUUACAGAGCUGCCAAGUCUGGUGUCAAGUUCAUCGCUGCUCCAUCUGGUUCUGUCAUGGACAAGGCUGUUUUUUCUGCGGCUGACUCUAAUGACAUGGUGUAUGUUGAAAACCCAAUCCGUUUGUUCCACCACUAA